UAAAUUAAUUUAGAACAAAUAAGGAGAGUAGAUUCGAGAAUUCAAAUUAGGAACAAAUGCCAUUGCGACAUGCACGCAUCCCAGCAAGUAGUAGCUUACCUUACUCACAAGAGUGAGAUCCCGAACCGGUACAACUAGCAGCAUUCGCAUCGCAACUGUCAUCGCGACUGGUACCAGCAACUUCCUCGACCACAACUCAGCACACAGCAUGUCAGAACCAGCUUUUUCAACGAUACGCUUUCGCCCAAGCAAGAAGCGCAAAUACCGACAACGUGCGCCAGACGAAGACGACAGCGGCGAUACACAACCCGCGCCACCGACGCAGCGCGCCUCCGCAGCCGACUUCUUUCAAGAUGGGCAAGCCGACGAGGCCGACAGAGUCGUAAAGGCGCGCGCGAGGGCGCGGCUACGCGGCGUCAAAUUUCGCGCGACAACCCAACCCGAGGGCGACGAGCCAUCGCAAGCCCUGGUGCUACGUGGAGAGGACUCAGACGUCGUUCCCGUGGCGGGCAUCGCAGACCGCUUCACGCGCCAGACAGGCCUGACACAGGCUCUCGAUGAUAGGCACCUGAAUAACUUCAUAGAGUCUCGCCUCGCCAAUCGCAAUACAAGUCCCAAGCCUGCCUCGCCCCCCGAGCCUACUGCCACCGCUGAAGUGGCGUCGCAAGCAAGCGCCGCGCGACAGGUGCACAUUUCCUCCGAAGUCCAAGAAGUCGACAUCCCCACGAUACCCGAGAUCCCAUCUCGCACGCAACCAGCCGAGCGACCCGAGAAGGUCAAGCUGGGGCCGGACGGAAAACCAUGGCGGGGAGGGAGAAGGAAGAGGCGAGGAAGCGAUGAUAUAGCGCGAGACAAACUUGUCGAGGAGCUUCUCCACGAGAACAGACUGGACGUGUACAGCAUGCCGACGUCCGAGGCAGCUGCAGCAUCAGAAGGGGAAGAAGGCGACGCAGAUGAACGCCUCGCGGCCCAGUUCCAGCAGCAGUACAUGGAGGACAUGGCGAGAAAGCAAGCGAAGAAGAAGAAACCCGUCGCAGCGGGACAACAGGGCCAGGCUGCUGCUGCCGGUGCGGAAGAAGUAUUAAAGGGGCCAAAACUAGGUGGUAGUAGAAACGCCAGAUCGGCAGUGAGGGACAUGCUCCUGCGGAAGGAGAAGGAAGGAAAGAAAUGAUCAGCUCAGCGUGGACAUAUCAAACGCGACGGAAUAUAAAUAUGCAAAGCA
Molecule: messenger RNA, 1222 nt
Organism: Emericellopsis atlantica
Lineage: Eukaryota; Fungi; Ascomycota; Sordariomycetes; Hypocreales; Bionectriaceae
Exons: 3
Coding region: 209-1171 (320 amino acids)
Source: RefSeq, a predicted model, not a curated record